GAAGGGUGUAAGAAAAUGGAUGGAUGGAUGGAUGUAGUUUUUACAAAAGAUCUGUUUACAGCCUGUCCAGUAAGUGGCGGUAUUGUACUUACAAUUUGGUUGUCAAAUUCUACAGCCGAAGAAGAAGAAAAAAGGGAGUCGGCGGCUCCGUUCUCUGUCCCAAACAACAUCAUGUCUGGUAACAUUUGGGUGGUUCCUGGUGAUCAGUUCCUCAUUCAACCAGUAAGCAACUCCACUCAUGACCACAACUUACCAAAUGAUCUAGAGAUGGAAAAGAAACACGAGGAACCAGAUCUACUGCAGAUUACAGAGAUGAAGGAGGAACCAGAAUAUCAACGGAUCAAAAAGGAACAUGUUGAGUUUGACAACUUUAAUAAUAUGAAAUCUGAAGUCAAGCAGGAGGCCGACACCUUUACAGUAUGUGCAUCCCAGAGCAAACCUGAACAGAUUAAAGAAGAACUGGAGGAACUAGAAACUGUUCAGGUUAAACAGGAAGAGGAGGAACUCUAUAGCGAUCAGGAUGAAGAUCAACUUUUAGGGAAUCAAGAAACCAUUAGAGAGAUUCUUAUUUAUCAUAAAAAAGAUCACAGCAAACCAGACCAGGUUCACUCUUCACACUCUCCUGAUGCUGAAGACCAAACUCAGGGAAGAAGGUCUUUAUCUCCAACAUCAAAAGGAGAAGAAGAGCUGAGUACUGAGAAAGAACAUGAGGGAAUCCAAAAGGUGCCUUUUUGUAAAAUAUGUGGAAAACGUUUCAUUCAGCAGAGGUACUUGGCUGAUCACAUGAUUGUUCACACGGGUGCAAAACCAUUCCAGUGUGGGACUUGUGGAAAGUGUUUCACCAGAAAAACUACCUUGAAUUUUCACAUGAGAAUCCACACCGGUGAGAAACCGUAUACCUGUGAAGUCUGCAGUAAGUCCUUCAGCUACAGCAGUGGUUUGGUUCGUCACACGAGAAUCCACACGGGCGAGAGGCCAUUUUUGUGUCAGACCUGUGGGAAAAGUUUCGCCGAUGGAGAAACAGCCGAGAUCUGGUUCGUCACUCCAGACUCCACACAGGUGAGAAACCGUUCUCAUGUGGAUUUUGCAAAAAGAGCUAUCCAAGUAGAGGCAGCCUGAAAACACACUCCAACGUCCACAUGCAUCACAGGCCAUUUGUGUGUGAGCUGUGUGCUAAAACUUUCACAAACAGGACUAACUUGGUCCGCCACAGGAGGACUCACACAGGCGAGAAGCCAUUUUCCUGUACAGCAUGUGGUAAAUUUUUUAGUGACAAGAGCACUCUAAUUAGACAUGUGAGAAGCCACACAGGCGAGAAGCCAUUUUCCUGUAAUUUUUGUGAAGUGUCUUUUACGGACAAUAGUCAGCUGACCCGUCACUUGAGGACCCACACAGGAGAGAAACCAUUCUCAUGUGUGACCUGUGGGAAGAAAUUCUCCAAACCGUACGGUCUGACUAUGCACAUCCGGACUCAUACAGGCGAAAAGCCGUAUUCCUGCCAACAGUGUGGUAAAUUAUUCACUGCCAGAUAUAAACUGACUGCACAUAUAUGUGGAAAUAAACUUUAAAAGAUGUUAAA
Gambusia affinis (western mosquitofish) is the source of this 1579-nucleotide messenger RNA. Its product is annotated as zinc finger protein 286A-like. The record is from RefSeq and is a predicted model, not a curated record. Gene Ontology annotation, molecular function: DNA-binding transcription factor activity, RNA polymerase II-specific; RNA polymerase II cis-regulatory region sequence-specific DNA binding. The transcript is spliced from 3 exons. Gene Ontology annotation, cellular component: nucleus. Gene Ontology annotation, biological process: regulation of transcription by RNA polymerase II. Lineage: Eukaryota; Metazoa; Chordata; Actinopteri; Cyprinodontiformes; Poeciliidae. The coding region runs from base 16 to 1119 and encodes 367 amino acids.